CCGAGCGCAUUAACCCGCAGACAGCUGAAGCGGCUUGGAGAGCGAUGGGGUUCGGAACCGGGAGAACUGGGUUAUCACUGGGACGAUGAGGGCGCGAGCACAGACUUCCUGAAGCGUUAAAAGCGCCGGCUGAGAUUUACCGACACUGGUCAUCAUGGACAUCCACAAGAAGUUCUCUUCCUGCUGGCAGAGGGUGGUGGAGUCCUGCUGCUCCAAAAGGCUCAAACCGAACGAACCCGAGCCCGAAAAGCAGGACACAGGGGUCAACAUUGACCCUGGCUCCACUCACCAACCGGAACCGACCUCCGCCAUCAGCAGACCCCUGCCGCCGACACCGGUCGCGGUGCAGCCGGUCCAGAGAUACAUCGCUCUGUUUGACUACUCUGCUCGCACAGAAGAAGACCUGAGCUUCAACACCGGGGACAUCUUGGAGGCCCUGGACAAGAGUCCCGGGGAGUGGUGGAUCGCCAGGGCCCUCACCGGGGUCUCGGCCUCCCAGCAGGGCUACAUCCCGGCCAACUACGUGGCUCCAGUGGAGAGCAUCGACGCAGAACCGUGGUAUUUUCCAGACACAAAGAGGCAGGAUGCAGAGAGGAUGCUGCUGGCUGAAGGCAACGAUCAAGGUGCUUUCCUCAUCAGAAAUUCUGAAAGUCUGAAAGGGGAGCUGUCUCUCUCAGUGCUGGACAAAGGCAAAGUGAAACAUUACAAGCUUCAAAAGUUAGAAAAUGGUUACGUCUACGUGUCAAAGACCAAACCCUUUGCAACUAUAAAGGAACUAGUAGACUAUUACACUGAACAGGCCAAUGGUCUCUGUGUGCGUCUGGGUGAACCGUGCAAAAAGAUGCAGAUGGAAGCUCCUCAAACCUACGGCCUGUCCUACAACACGGUGGAUCUGUGGGAGAUCGAACGCCAAUCUAUCGAACUGAAGAGGAAGUUGGGAGCUGGACAGUUUGGUGAAGUCCAUGAGGGUCUGUGGAACGGGACCACAUCGGUGGCAGUAAAGACCCUCAAGCCUGGUUCAAUGGACCCCAUAGACUUCUUGCAAGAGGCGCAGAUUAUGAAGAAGCUGCGACACCCCAAGCUGAUCCAGCUGUACGCUGUCUGCACCACAGAGGAACCCAUCUACAUCAUCACCGAGCUGAUGAAGAACGGCAGCUUGUUGGAGUAUCUUCAAAAAGAUAGGGGCACCACUUUACAAAUCACGGACCAGAUUGAGAUGGCGGCCCAGGUGGCAGCAGGCAUGGCCUACUUGGAGUCACAGAACUACAUCCACAGAGACCUGGCAGCCAGGAACGUCCUCGUUGGGGAGAACAACAUCUGUAAAGUGGCAGACUUUGGCCUCGCCAGGGUUUUUAUGAAAGAAAAUGAGAAUGUGUAUGAAGCCAAAGAAGGAUGUAAAUUGCCGGUAAAGUGGACCGCUCCAGAGGCGCUCCAUGAAAACAGGUUCACCAUCAAAUCUGAUGUAUGGUCCUUUGGAAUUUUGUUGUACGAGAUCAUGACGUUUGGUCAGACACCUUACCCAGGUAUGUCCAACAUGCAGGCGGUCCAGUGGCUUGCCAAGGGCCGCAGGAUGUCGUGUCCUCCCAAUUGCCCAACAGUUCUGCACAAAAUCAUGAUGAACUGCUGGAAAGAAAAUGAACAAGUGCGGCCCACGUUUGAGACGCUGCAGUGGCAGCUGGAGGAUUACUUUGACUUGGACACAUCUUCCUACGAUGACUCGACUCGAUAUUAGAAGGAGAAACUACCCAAUUAAAAACAUUUAAUUAAUGACUAUCAGAUUUCUAAACUAAUCUUAAAUCGUAUUUACGGUUAUAUGAAGGAUCUGAACUGUUUUCUCUAGGACAUUUAACUACAUCCACCCUGGUCUUGACUCGUUUCCUUCAGACAGGCAGCAGAACUUCAUUGUAACACUCUUGACUAGAAGAGGCAUCACUCAGCUGUUAUCCUUCGAUCUGAAGCAGCCAGUUCAACCGGCUGCAGCCAUACCACACAUUGUUUCCACUCCGUACCUGUCAAACAGGACACCUGAGAGGGGUGGAGCUGAACGCUCUGGUGCCUUACACUCUCUCAUGGAGUGAACAGACUUUUUU
Messenger RNA from Nematolebias whitei (Rio pearlfish), 2090 nucleotides. It is a transcript of the gene frk, whose product is annotated as fyn-related Src family tyrosine kinase. Lineage: Eukaryota; Metazoa; Chordata; Actinopteri; Cyprinodontiformes; Rivulidae. Gene Ontology annotation, cellular component: extrinsic component of cytoplasmic side of plasma membrane. Gene Ontology annotation, biological process: cell differentiation; cell surface receptor protein tyrosine kinase signaling pathway; innate immune response. Bases 155 to 1732 code for a protein of 525 amino acids. The transcript is spliced from 8 exons. Gene Ontology annotation, molecular function: ATP binding; signaling receptor binding; non-membrane spanning protein tyrosine kinase activity. The record is from RefSeq and is a predicted model, not a curated record.